AAAAUAAGUCCGGAAAACACGAGCUCCAUUUCCUUUCUUUUCUAAAAUUUUACGUUACGUUGAGCGAGUUCACGUUUCGUGUCGUUUUGACUUAAAAAAUGCGUUACGUGGCCGCUUAUCUCUUAGCUGUCCUUGGUGGCAAAGAUGCUCCAAGUCAAACUGACAUUGAAAAGAUCUUGUCUUCAGUUGGUAUUGAAGCAGAUGCUGAAAAACUCAAGAAAGUACUUUCUGAGUUAAAAGGAAAAUCCAUUGAUGAUUUAAUCGCUCAAGGUCGUGAAAAAUUAUCUGCAAUGCCCGUUGGCGGUGGUGCUGCAGCUGCAGCUGCUGCUCCUGGUGCCGCUGCAAGUGGAGCACCAGCAGCCGAAGAAAAGAAAGAAGACAAGAAACCGGCUAAAGAAGAAUCUGAAUCUGAUGAUGAUGACAUGGGCUUCGGUCUCUUUGACUAAAAAGAAUUGGCCAUCAGUACAAAAGAAACAAUUUUAAAAAUGUAAUUUACAUUGAUGUAUGGUUGUUUUAUUUAUUACUGAUGAAUAAACAAUUUUUUACCAUUUA
Chelonus insularis is the source of this 552-nucleotide messenger RNA. RefSeq names its product ribosomal protein LP2 (gene RpLP2). The transcript is spliced from 4 exons. Gene Ontology annotation, molecular function: structural constituent of ribosome. The coding region runs from base 99 to 446 and encodes 115 amino acids. Gene Ontology annotation, biological process: cytoplasmic translational elongation. NCBI's taxonomy places the organism in Eukaryota, Metazoa, Arthropoda, Insecta, Hymenoptera, Braconidae. The record is from RefSeq and is a predicted model, not a curated record. Gene Ontology annotation, cellular component: cytosolic large ribosomal subunit; ribosome.